GAAUUUCUUCUCAGCGUGUUUUGGCGCUUGUGCUUUCUGUUGGCAAAUGAACAGUUUUGCCUUUGAAUUUUUUUGGACUCGCUCGGUCGUUUCACCGCUUGAAAGCUGCCCGAAGUUGGUGCCGCGUUUGAGGAAUGAAGCCAGCCUGCUAACCACGCUAAGCGUUAGCCACUAGUACCAGCGCCGCCGCGUGCGCGUGAGCCCCGACGUCUGGAAGGGCGGGCGGCCGAUCGACUCGUCUCAACUCACAUUUGCAAAAAUUGGCAAAACACAAUCUUCUCCUCACUCGCAAACAAUCCCCGUCAACAUGGAGCGGACACGCACGAGGACGACAUCUAAAGAUUAAAAGCAAGAUUAGCAUCUUGGGAUAAACGGAGGAAAGCUUUCAAGUCUCAGCCAGUGUUCAAGGGCAUGCCAAAUCCUCAGUAAUGGAGCCCACUGUUGUGAGUACAUCCACCCUGGCCCCUGAUGAGUUUGACAGGAAUGUGCCUCGAAUCUGCGGUGUGUGUGGCGACAAAGCCACCGGCUUUCACUUCAACGCCAUGACCUGCGAGGGCUGCAAGGGUUUUUUCAGGCGCAGUAUGAAGCGCAAGGCCUCCUUCACAUGUCCCUUUAACGGCAGUUGCACCAUCACCAAGGACAACAGACGCCACUGCCAGGCAUGCAGACUCAAACGAUGUGUGGACAUAGGAAUGAUGAAAGAGUUCAUCCUGACAGACGAGGAAGUGCAGAGGAAGAAGGACCUCAUUCAGCGGCGAAAGGAUGAAGAGGCCCAACGCGAAGCGGAGAGAGAGGCACGGCGUCCUCGACUGACUGACGAACAGAGUCAAGUCAUCGCCACACUGGUGGAGGCGCACCACAAAACAUUCGACGACUCCUACUCUGACUUCUGCCGCUUCAGGCCUCCUGUGCGCGAGGGGCCAGUGACGCGCAGUGCCAGCAGAGCCGCGUCCCUCCACUCUCUAUCAGACGCCUCCUCUGAUUCCUUCAGUCACUCCCCGGAAUCAGUCGACACCAAAAUGAACUUGAGCAACUUGAUGAUGAUGUACCACGAUCAGGGUAGCAGCCCUGACUCCAGUGAGGAAGAAGCAUCCAGCUUCUCAAUGCUUCCACAUUUGGCAGACCUGGUCUCUUACAGCAUUCAGAAAGUCAUUGGCUUUGCUAAGAUGAUCCCUGGCUUCAGAGAGCUGACGGCAGAGGAUCAGAUCGCCUUGCUAAAGUCAAGUGCCAUUGAGGUGAUCAUGCUGCGGUCAAAUCAGAGUUUCAACCUGGAAGACAUGUCCUGGAGCUGUGGUGCGCCUGACUUUAAGUACCAGAUCAGUGAUGUCACUAAAGCUGGCCACACUCUGGAGCUGCUGGAGCCAUUGGUUAAGUUCCAGGUGGGCCUCAAGAAGCUCAACCUGCACGAGGAGGAACAUGUGCUGCUGAUGGCCAUCUGCUUGCUUUCUCCAGACCGCCCAGGAGUGCAAGACCACACACGGAUUGAAGCCCUCCAAGACCGCUUGUCAGUAACCCUGCAGGCUUACAUCCAGCUCAACCACCCCGGAGGGAGCCUGCUCUAUGCCAAAAUGAUCCAGAAACUGGCCGACCUACGCAGCCUCAACGAGGAGCACUCCAAACAGUACCGCUCGCUCUCCUUCCAGCCCGAGCAUAGCAUGCAGCUCACCCCACUGGUGCUGGAGGUGUUUGGCAGCGAGGUCUCUUAAGGGCACACGGUGGCUAUGUGGGUAUAAAACAGAGGAGAGAGAUAAUGAGGAAGAUAUCCUGGAUGGACAGCAAGUGUGCGUGUAUGCAUAUGUGUGUGCGUGUGUGCGUGUGUGUGUGUCUUCAAGGAGUCCAUAUGGAGAGCAAGCAGAUGUUUGAGUGACAGUAAACAAGGGAACUACAUUCAGUACAAUUUAAGCUAAGCAUACUUCUGCCUCUUUACAGUGUUUUUUGUCUAUUUAAAUCAACGCUGCUUCAAAUGCCUGGACAUAUUGUGUACGCACACAGUGCACAACAACCACACUCAGUUACUCAUUUAGCCAUUCCGUUGAGCUACCUCUUUUUUUACUGGGGUUGUUUUAUAUUUCUAUCACCUCUAUGGAUGCUUUAGAUACAGGACGGACAACGUUUUAUUUGAUAUCAAUAUCAGUGCCUGUGCAUUACUUUAUCAUUUUUAUUUUAAUGGUCAUCUGCUUCUCUCCAAGGAAGUGUAUGUACCAACCUUUCAUCUCGCACCAAAGGUAUGGUCCUCCACCGUCUCGGAAAACCGCGACAUGCUAACGUGUAUGUUUUUUCUGACUAGCCUCACUGCCCAUGAAGGAAAACGGUCAGUAUUUAGGUUUAGAUUUCAGAGUGUAGUCUGUCAUUUAGCAGAUUGGAUUUUGGUUUGCUUGGUUUUUGGAGGUGAGAAUCGACCACUAAAUGUGUUAGCUACUAUAUUUUUUAACUGCUAACUGUCAAUCAAACCGAGCCAACCUUAUGGCUUAUUGCGCUUUAGUUAGUUUUUCAUUAGAAGCUUAACUUCUGAUAUAGCCCAUUCCUUGUAAAUAGCUAAUUGCUACCAUGUGUAUCCUAAGCACUGUUAUAUCACCAUUUAUUCAAGCCUGUAUACUAUAUAUCACAGAUUUUAAAGGGCUAAAUGCCGAAUCUAACUGGAAUAGUGCAUUAUGUAGGAGACCUGACUUGUUAAUAUAUAGCUGCAUACCAUAUUUGGAAUUCGUGUAGAAAAGGCUCCAGAGUUUAUUUUUUAUUUUUUUAUGGCAAGAAAUUUUCUAAAACAAUUCCAAGAAUUGUUACUGCGUGCGCUUUGCAAGCCGCUUCACAACUAUGUACUUAUCCCACCUUUUCAUUUUUGACAGUGAACUGAAUUGUCUAGAACGUCUUGGAGGUGUCGAGGUUUGGUCAUAAUGGUGGGCAGCACCUCCCUCCUGCCCCCAUAUUCAUGAGUAUUGUGCAGCCUGUGUGUCAGCUGCGUCUACUAAACUGAUUUUCACAAUAGUAAUAUCUCAACCUAGAGGUAGACCAGAUGUGAUAUUUCCAGAGUUGGACCUUAAACAACAUUGGAAGUACAGGUUAUAUUUUAUAUACCUUAUUUUUCGGACUGUAAGUCGCACCACCCAAAAAAUGCACAGUGAAGAGGGGAAAAAAACAUACGGCGGAAAACACUCAGGUGACUUGAAGUUCCGCUCUGAGACCCCCAAUUUGGCCAAAUUUCAAAAUUGUCAGAUAAGCAUGUGUGAUACAUCAUUGGAAAGCUUAAAAUCUCAAUUUUCUGGGGGAAGAAAAUUUUGAACAGGAGGGCAUUUAGAAAAAAAAAAAAAAAUUAAACAGCAAAACCCUAUCUGGAAGUGAGAGCACGCGAGAGCAGAGUUGCAGAUCCUAUGACUUUAACGAGAUAUUAUCGCGUACUUACCUCUUUUCGAUCCAAAAACUCAUUGUAGCAUGUAUCACUGAGUGUCAAGACACAGCUGUGAAUGGCCACAGCUGGAUUUUUGGGGGAUUUUAUGCGUGAAUCAUGGUCAUAAUAACAAGGGUCGCGAUGCAGAAAUCCCAGACAUCAAGGAGUGGCCGAGAUUUUGUUUUUCGUACAUUUACCCUUUUAAACGUUUCUUUUCAAUUUUUCUUUGUUUGGAUCGAUUAUUUAUCAUCAAACAUAUCGGAGAAAAUGCGUCAGUAACAAAAAAAAAAAAAAAAAUACAAUUUAGCGAUAGUUAUGAGGUAGAUAUCUGACUUUUUUACAGACACCAUUUUUUUCAUUGUGAUGUUGUUUGUUUAAAAGUUUAAAAUAUGUGAGUGAAUAAUUUUUUAAAGUCGUUUAUUUUUUUUUAAGUAAAAUAUGAGACAUCAAUUAAUGAUUCUAAGAUAAAAAUGAAAAACAUUUUGAGUAAUAAAUAUAAUUACCUUGGUUUAAAUUUUUUUUUUUUUUUUUUUUUAAAUCAAAAAUGGUCUCUGGUAUUGUCAAGGGGCCGGACCAAAUGUGGAGGCGGGCCGUAGUUCGGGGACCCCUGAUCUAACAUAUCGGAGAAAAUGCGACAGUAACAAAAAAUAAAAAUCAAGCGAUAGUUAUGAGGUAGAUAUCCGUGACUUUUUUUACACACGCCAUUUUUUUCAUUGCGACAUAAUUUGUUUAAAAGUUUAAAAUAUGUGAGCGAAAAAAAUGUUAAAGUCGAUUUUUUUUUUUUUUUUACGAAAUAUGAGACAUCAAUUAACGAUUCUAAGAUAAAAAUGACAAACAUUUUGAGUAAUAAAUAUAAUUAAUUACCUUGGUUAUAUCGCUUGGUUGAAACAGAAGCGGUUGUGUGACGUCUGUAAACAGGGGGUUUCAGGGUAAAACGGACAAAUUAAAAAUUGUCCGGGAGCUUAAUGCGCCAUGAAUCUGCUAUGGCAGCAUAUAGACAUAUUGUUCUAUCAAACACAACAGUUGUUUUGGCUUAAAAUACAGCAGUUUCUUUUAAAGAGGAGUGCAAGAGCAGAAACUGCUUUUUCAGUCUUGUCUGUGUUUUCCGCCAUAUAUAUAUGUCGCACUGGAGUAUAAGUCAAAUUUUGUGAGGUCCUUUUAUUUAAUCACAAGCAUUAUACAUUAUAAUUGUAUUAAAACAGAGAACAUAGUGUUAACUAGGUAUCUGGAAAUAUUACAGUUACUCAGAUUAACGAUAAGCAAAACUCUUGAUCUCACUCCAAAUCACUACCAAAUCCAUUUAAGUCUUCAUCUUCAGUAUUUGAACAAAAAAAUCCAGUGCUUCUCAGUUAUUUUCUGUUUCUGACGUAAACGUUUCGCGCGCCCCCCCCAACUCUCUGCUGCCACAAUGUACAACAAAGUAGAACUUUAUUAACAUUGUUUUGUUUGUAACAGAAAAGACUUAAAGCAACACUUGUUAACUUUUCAACCUUUAUAAAAUAUUUUCAUAACUUUUGUGAUAAUAUGUCGACUCAAAACUAGUCGAAGGACACCUCUUUUGUAUCUUGAGGAGGUCUGUAUUGCUUUCACCGGCACUAUUUAACUUUGAGGAGAGUUCCUGCCACACAAAAAAACUACAAUUUUGCUGACUGCCUUACAGCAUGCGUCACUUCCCCCUUUCCCCAUUCAUUAUAAAGACCAAAGUCGAAGUGGAACGCUUUAACGCAAAUUCUGCAAAGAUGGCAGAGCAACCAGAGACAAAAAGUUUUGUCUGAGGAGGAAAAAAGGCAGGCAACCAGGAUAUACAGAAUAAACAUUGGCCCAGCCUUCACUCGCUGGCGUGCUCCCUAUACCCCCCAAACCUGCCACACUAGGCCAUAUGGUUGUUCACCGUCAAAUGCUGUUAUUUAGCCACAACUUGAUUCUUUACCUUAUUAGUAUUCAUCCUUCACAUAGCCGCUGGAAACAGAAAUUUUGUUUAGUCCAUCUGUAGGCGACCGGGAGAUUGAUUUUUGAUUGAUUGAUGAUUUUCCAACAAUGCAGGUGUGCGCUGGUCAUCAUGGGAAAUGCAGUCCUCAUUAAGGCAAAACACUACCGCUUCUGUCCACCGGAGUUGCUAAAAUUGCACAAAACUGAAAAGCUUCCAAGUGUUUCAUUAAAGCGCAUCAAUUUUCCUGAAUUUAACUUGCAUCCAAACUAAAAAUGAAAAAAUCAAUACAUAAUACUAAAUCCAAAUUAAUUAUUAACAUUUAACUCAUGAGGACAAUGUGCGAAAAACAUAAAUUAAUAGAACAAAAACGACAGUGUCUUUGGACAGAGGGACAGUUUAUAUUUUUGCUGCAGGCAGUAUCAGCUCCUUUGCUAUGGUGGAGGAUUAUUUUGCACUGAGCAACUUGGUAUGCCACCUUAUAUGAUGCUAACAGUGCUCGCUGGUUCACUGAUGUAACACUGACAAAACGGGACAAUUGUUGGCACGUUUUCGCUGAAAAAAAAUCAAGCGGCUUAUUAAUGUGAUUGGAGUCUAAUGUCUUUAAGUAACAUCUUAAUUGAUUUGGCUUCCUGCUGUCCGCUGGAAACAUUUUUAGACACAGUAAACAGACUUGUCUUUCCUCAUCUCCCAUUGUAUCAAAAGUCAAAGCCAAAAGCCAAACACUACAUACGCGUCGUCAAAUUUCCUCGUCUUAGCUCUUCAUGUUUCCAGUGCUCUUUGCUGUGUGCUCUUAUUUGGUUCAAAAAUACUGUGCAUACUCUGAGCAGGUGAGCGCAACUGCCACCCACUGAGUGGAUUCGCAAUUACACUGUAUCCUAGUACAGUGGUACCUCUGCAAUAUUUUAAGUUCUGGAAGUAGUUUCUUAACUUGAAAAUUCUCUUGAGUAGAGCCGCGUUUUUCGUGUAAAUGCCCUAAUCCAUUUCAAGCCCCCCAAAAUUCAGACAGAUAUCUUUUAUAAUGCAUAAAAAUGCAUCGAAAAAUUGGAAUAAGUGCGACUUAUAGUCCGGUAAAUAGGGUACUUAUAACAGGAUUUUAUUAACGUUGGACCUGUAAAAUAUUUUAACAUGAAAAACAUUAAAGAAGCUGGUAAAGUACACAAUGAAAACUACAGACUAAUUGUAAGGUUAUAAUGAGAAUUCAAUAGAGUAGUCAUGUAUUAUUAAGAUUGGUCAUGUAAAGCUAUCUGAGGGGAAAAAUCUGAAUUAUGAUUUCUGAGUGUUUGUUGUAGUGUUGUAAUAAGUCUGUUUGAAAUGGAAAAAAGAAAAAAAGAAAGAAAAUAUUGCAAGAAUGAAGCCCUGUAAUUUUAAGGAAAACGUCAUUUACGAUAAGAAAAUCAGAAUAUAGUUUGAUAUUAUACAGUUUUGAAAUUAAAACUAACUUAUUUUUUGUUGUGUUGAGAAGACAUAAUGCAAAAAUAUCAAUUGUACCGUUCUGAAGCAAAUGUAAUGUUAAUAUUAACAUGUAAAUGCAGGAGAAUUUUAAAAAGUAAUUUAAACUCAUUUGUAAAUGCUAUUUAGAAUAUUGCCCUUUUGAAUUUAGUAUUGAUUUUAAUAAGAAUUGACUGGGCUCGUUUGGCUUUCAACAUCUACCCAAUGUUGUCAGUGAUGUUUGGUAUGUGACCAAUUUUCACUUGUUAAGCCAUGAGCCUGCCAUCGUCAGCAGACUGUUCUUAUGUGAAGUCCAACAUGAAAGUUUGGAUAGCUUCAGAACACUUUAAAAUAAGCAAGUGGUUAAGAGGGUGCUCUUUUUUGCUGGUUUGUUGAAAUUGUGCUGACUUCUGAUAUGUUAGUUGGUUCAUAUUUGGUUGGUUAGUUUAUUGGUUGAUACAGUGGAAUGAAAAAGUAUCUGAACCUUUUGGAAUUUCUCACAUUUCUGCAUAAAAUCACAUUCAAAUUUGAUCUGAUCUUUGUCAAAAUCACACAGAUAAAAAAAAGUUGUCUGAUUUAACUAAAACCACCCAAACAUUUACAGGUUGUCAUAUUUUAAUGAGGAUAGUAUGCAAACAAUGGCAGAAGGGGGAAUAAGAAGUAAGUCAACCAUCACAUUUAAUAUUUUGUGGGCCUCCCCUUUGGCAGCAAUACCUUCAACCAGGCGCUUUCUGUAGCUCCAGAUCAGUCUGGCACAUCAAUCAGGACUAAUCUUAGCCCAUUUUUAUGUACAAAACUGCUGUAGUUCAGUCAGAUUCCUGGGAUGUCUGGGAUGAUCGCAGCCUUUAGGUCAUGACACAGCACCUCAGUGGGGUUCAAGUCUAGACUUUGACUUGGCCACUCCAGAACGUGUAUUUUGUUCUUCUGAAACCAUUCUGAAGUUGAUUUACUUCUGUGUUUUGGAUAAUCCAUCAUCAUCUAUCCUAUUUUAAAUUCAACUGUCUAACAGACAACCUCAGGUUUUCUGCAAAACAUUCUGAUAAACUUUUGAAUUCAUUCUUCCAUUAAUUUUUGCAAGGUGUCCAGGCCCUGAGGUAGCAAAACAGCCCCAAAUCAUGAUGUUCCCUCCACCAUGCUUCACAGUGAGGAUGAGGUGUUGAUGUUAGUGAGCUGUUCCAUUUUUCUUCCACACAUGACCUUGUGUGUUACUCCCAAACAUUUCAACUUUGGUUUCAUCAGUCCAUUUUGCCAAAACUUCUGUUGAGUGUCCAAAGUGCCUUUUUGCGAACAUUAAACGAGCAAAAAUGUUUUUUUAGAUAGCAUUGCCCUCCUCCGUGGAGUCCUCCUAUGAACACCAUUCUUGGCCAUAGUUUUACACAUAGUUGAUGUGUGCACAGAGAUAUUGGACUGUGCCAGGGAUUUCUGUAAGUCUUCAGCAGACACUGCAGGGUUCCUUUUGACCUCUCUGAGUAUUCUGCGCUGAGCGCUUGCCGUCAUUUAUGGUUGAAGGCCACUCUUUGGGAGAGAAGCAACAGUGCCAAACUCUCCAUUUGUAGACAACUUCUCCGACUGUCGAUUGAUGAACAUCCAGACUUUUAGAGGUGGUUUUGUAUCCUUUCCCAGCUUUAUACAAAUCAACAAUCCUUGAUCACAGGUCUUCAGACAGCUCUUUUGACCAAGCCAUGAUGCACAUAAAACAAUACUUCUCAUCAAGACAAUUCUUACCAGGUGUUUGUUUUAUAGUGGGCAGGGCAGCUUCAAACCACUCAUCAGUGAUUGAGCACACACCCGACUUAAAUUGUUUGGAAAAAAUUGGUUUCAAUUGCUCUUUGUCUCCUUUGGUAGAGGGUUCACUUACUUAUUUUUCCCCUUUCCGUCAUUGUUUGCAUGCUAUCCGCAUUAAAAUAUGAAAUGUUUGGGUGGUUUUAGUAAAGCAGACUGUUUUUUCAUCUGUGUGAUUUUGACAAAAAGGUUCAGAUUCUGUUUCAUACCACUGUAACAUUCUCUUCCUGUCGAUAACCUAUGAUUAUGUGUAAUUGUAGGAAGGUGCACAUGAGAUAAUUGAUGUAUUUUUAAGUUUUAGGAAUGUUGAUUGUACGUCUAAAAUAUCGAUCGACUGACAUGUUCUUAGGUCGGUCGGUCGGUCGUACAAAUGAGCGCAAGUCCCUUUCCUGUCAAGUGUAGUCUAAUUCAAUAAGAGGCCUUUCGGCCGUAACGUGGCAUUUGAGCUAUUUUACCAGAGAAGAUUUGCCUUGAGCAACUGUUGACAUCUGCGAAAAGUUUUUGUGAUUGGCUAUGCAGGCUUACUGUGCCAGAUCUAUUUUGCUUCCAGUGACAUCAUCUCAGGGCGACUCUUGGAUCCAUCUUGCUGCUCCUUAGAGCACACUCGCUUUAAGCUGUGCAGCCUAAACUGACUCACCAGCAGGACCAUUUUCCGUCACUGUGGCUUUAGUCUAAUUUCUACUGUUGGUAACUUGUGCCAAUCCAACCAGAUGGGAAUUCAGUACAUGAUGGUUCCCUCUUAAUGUAAUGACUUUGUAUUCGUUCUAGAAUUUUAUUCAGAAUUAUCUCCAAUACAGUAUGCAAACCUACGUGCUCAUAGUACGUUCAUAUCCACAAAUGUGAGGUUCUAGUGUCUUUAGGCAGUACCACUCGCUUGUAGCGUAUGUCAGGAUAGGUAAUGGACGUAUACAUAACUUUUUUGUUCUCUCAACAUUGACCUAUUGAGGGUUUUCUAUAUAUUUGAGUCUGUAUGUACUGUAGCCCUGCUUCUGGUAUUGUUCUGUUUUCAGUUGAGAUAGAAUUGCAGUGUUGAUUUGUACUAAGGAGUAUUAAGGUGACACUGAAAAGAAAGUAAUUUCGGGCAACACAGUCAACAAAAAAGUCAUUAUGAGCAAGAAGAUGUGGCGAGGUUAGUUGUCAUUUCAAUUUUUGUGUGUUGAUUUUAAAGAAAUGUUAAUGAUCUUCACUAUCUCAAAUGUCAUUGUUGCCUUUAAGUUUUUGUGGGAGUUUUGAUACUCAUUUAUUCAAAAUUGUGUAUCUCUCAAAAUACCAAUUUUCUCUGGUAGUAUUUUUUUCCUUUUAAAAUCACGACUUGAGUCGUAACGUUAGGACUUAAUUGUUUAGUUUCUUUUCAGUGCAGCCGUAAUACUACUUUGUAGGUUUGUCUGUUUGAGUAUUUUGAGGAAUGUGCAAGUGCCAGAGGGUGACGUCCCGCCACUCAAGAACAGGGUUAGAAGGUUCAUCAGUGGGGAUUUUUCUGAAACUGAACGGGAAAAUUCUAGACCAGGGGUCAUCAACCUUUGUGAAAGUGAGAGCUAUUUCUUGAGUACUGAUUAACACAAAGGGCUACCAGUUUGAUGCUCACUUGAGACACCACAAAUUUGCUCAAAAACAUUUAAUAAUUUCAUUCUGUACUUAUUUUAUGUGAAUACUAAUUUUUUGAUUCAACACUAUAAUUACAAACAGCAUAAAUAUCAAUAAUUAAGACUUUUUUUCUAUAGAUCUGCCAGCGUUUACAUUUUCAAAUAAUCACUUCUACAAUAUUACUAGAAAAUAACAAUGUUUAAUCACGGGUGAGCUACAGUAUUUUUUCGAGUUGUUCGAUAACUGUUUUUACCGAUGUCCUGAUAUUGUCCAACUGCAAAAAUCCGAUACCAAUAUCACACUGAUAUAUGCGGAAAUGGACUUAAAGGGAACCUCGGACUUAAACACUUAUAGGCUCUAAUAAGCCACAAUUGUUCUCGUUGACUAAAAUAUCUUACUAGAAGCACAUAAAAUAUUGACAUUGAUUUAAAAAUCUAUAAUAUUUAGUACAUGUUUUGACCUAAGGAGGGCGCCAUGUUUUAUGGACAUGCGAGGUGCUGACGUAGAUUGUCACUCUCGUUUCCCUCUCAUACUUUUCAGCAUUGUGUUUUCUUGUCUGCUUUAAAGCUGAUUGUUGAUCUGUUGACCACAUAAGUCACGUAGCAUAUUUAAACCCUUAUUUGAUAUUACUACGUUUAAAUAUUUUCUUAAGGCAUCUCUAGUGUCUUCUGUCUGUAUGCAUCUAAACAAACCAAGCUGAAAGCGCAAGGUGCUCCUUUGGGUGUCAAAUUCGCCUCUUGUAGGACGUUUUGCCGGUGUAGCACAUUUAUGUGGAACAGUUUUUUCCCCCUACUCUCGUCUUGUCUCAUCCCGUCUUUCCCGGUCAUUUUGCUUUUGCUGCUCGUUUUGUGAAAUAUCGACAGUGCUUUCAUGCUCAUUAAUGUUCCUCUUGGGUUCAAAUUGAAAGGGCUGAACAGAUGUCAUGUUUAUGUCGCUAGAGUCAUAGUCUGGAAGCCCGGCAGCGUAACCCUGUGACGUCAACAAAUAUGGCGACCUACUAGUUAUUCUAAUUUUGCAAAUCGUAUAAAAACGAAAACCUCAAGAGGGGUUUCAAGUUUUAUCUUUUUAAGAACUACAAGCCUUUCUAUCCGUGGAUCACUUUAACAUUAUUUUCCAAUCAUUUAUUGUUAAUUAAUUUUUUUGCACCAUGAAUGCAAAUGGUCUGCUCACAUAAAAAAUCCCAGGCAUCUUAGUUUGAAGACAUCUAAUGGUCAGUAAGCAUAACCGCAGUCAGGGGCGUUGGAAUCAUCUCAAAGCAGAGGGUGCUGAGGAUGUAGUUUUCCCCAUCCAAAAACAGCCGUUUCAGUCCAAAUUUGUCACGCUCCCGCUUUUGUGCAUAUAUGAAGUGACCAAUGGCAGUACACACGCAUGCUGGAUAAAUUACAUACUAUUACUACUCCUACUAUAAAGACAGCGUUCUAGUUCGCCUACAGUGUGUGUUGGAGUUUUUGUAUUGGAAAUAAAAGUGCCCGUGUAUUAUAAUGCAAAUCCCCGCAGGUAGACAGCGCAACGAUACACAAACACUUUUGAAAACUAAAAGGUCCAAUACGCUUCGGUUUAGCAUCCACUUUUCGCAACACUCAAAUAAAUUGCACACGAAUAUCCAAAAGUGCUCUGCACGGCGACAGCCAACAGCAACAACACCCAGUAAUAUGGCUACAAUGCAAGCUAUUUGAAGUUCUCCACGGUCUUAGUCAGCAGUUAAAUUUUCAUUGCUGCGUACUAUUUAGAGCUGCUGCUAGCGAUUAUUUUAGUAGUCGAUUAAUCUAUCAACUAGGUAGUUUGAAUAAUCGAGCAAUUGGAAUAAACAUUUAAUGCCUUGCAGAAUAGAUGGUAGGAGAUUUAAAACAAAGGCUUGAUAAGAUUGCACUUUCAAAAGAGCAUUAAAAGCGAAUACAUAAUAAAAUUCCCAGGUUUUUCUUCAAACUAUGCGGAAUUGAAUGAAUGAAUGAAAAAUCUUAGCCUCAAACGGUAUU
Molecule: messenger RNA, 12082 nt
Organism: Corythoichthys intestinalis (scribbled pipefish)
Lineage: Eukaryota; Metazoa; Chordata; Actinopteri; Syngnathiformes; Syngnathidae
Product: vitamin D3 receptor B
Exons: 10
Coding region: 429-1706 (425 amino acids)
Biological process (GO): cell differentiation; positive regulation of transcription by RNA polymerase II; negative regulation of transcription by RNA polymerase II
Cellular component (GO): nucleus
Molecular function (GO): nuclear receptor activity; zinc ion binding; vitamin D response element binding
Source: RefSeq, a predicted model, not a curated record